AUGCUUCGCAGCAAAAGUUCAAAUGCUGGUCUGGACGCCGAAGUGGGCACUUCGGGAAGUGGCGGCGAGGCCUUGCAGAUUUGCGGCCGAGCAAGUAUCGUCAUCGGGGCUAGUGGAGGUCCCAGGGUAUGGCGAGAGGCAUCGCGCGACGCGAGCAGCGUCGGCGAGUUCCCGGGCCCGGGCGAGCGCCGAGGUAGCGGCAUGACAGCACAGCGCAACACAAAUGAGCUGACAUUUUGUCAUGUGUCAUUAUACGCGGGACUCAGGCGAGUCUGGUCGAGCUGUGGUCGUGUCCACGACUUUGUCUCUGCAGCGAAGAAGCAGGACCUGCCCAUUGGAGGAGCACCUGAGCCGCUACGUUCUUACAAGUUCCUGUUAGCGGAACUGGACACGUCAACAGGCAGGGUUACGAAUUGCAACAGCAAGGCUGGCUUUAUAAACCAGGCGGUACCAGAUGGAGUGAGUUGAGGUGAUGACUGGAAUGCUUGGGAGGGAGAAGGAACAUUGAGUGCCCCACUCCUAAUUCUCUGGAAAGGAAUUUUUAAAGGAUGCUACAGUGCUGCAAUUUUUGUUAUGUUGGAAAUUACAUAGAAUUCUUUCCAGUGAUUUCGAUCAAAUACAACAGGAAUUGUGAAAUUAUGUAUAAACAUUUAGAAUGAUAGUAGCCGGCAGUUAUAUUGGCGUCUCUCAGCGCGGGGGUGCGGGGACAGCGGGA
Bacillus rossius redtenbacheri is the source of this 715-nucleotide messenger RNA. RefSeq lists its product as uncharacterized. The coding region runs from base 1 to 468 and encodes 155 amino acids. The record is from RefSeq and is a predicted model, not a curated record. NCBI's taxonomy places the organism in Eukaryota, Metazoa, Arthropoda, Insecta, Phasmatodea, Bacillidae. The transcript has 5 exons.